Molecule: messenger RNA, 616 nt
Organism: Lycium ferocissimum
Lineage: Eukaryota; Viridiplantae; Streptophyta; Magnoliopsida; Solanales; Solanaceae
Exons: 2
Coding region: 103-462 (119 amino acids)
Source: RefSeq, a predicted model, not a curated record
CAUAACCAAAUUGACCUAAAUAGUUCUCUGCUAACUUGUUAUAAACAUUCAACAACACUAGAAAAGCCCAACAUAGCUAGGGACUACAAAAUUGUAAGAACUAUGAAGGUCUUAGCUGAUUUUCUGUCCUGUUAUAGUGGUUCUGUUAGUGAUAAUAGUCCCAAAAUCGAGUCAUGUUCUCUUGUUCAAGUGACAUGCCUAGAGGAAAACAUUACCAGGGGUCGCAAAUUAGCUCGUAGAAAUUCAUCAUCAAAGGGAUUGUGGCAGCCAUCGCUAUACACCAUAUCGGAAAAUGAAACCAUCAAAGCACAAGAACGGAUCAAAGCGGCCAGGACCAAGAAGAUGAAAACUUAUAGACCAAAACCCAAUUCUCAACCUUGUGUUUAUUACAAUGAUCUGAGGGUACAAGCUCAGUUUCAGACAAGUAUUAUGGCACUAUCGGCAGCAACCUUCUUGUUUUGAUUGCCUUUUCUAGUUACUCUUUUCAUAUCUUUUGAAAAGUUCGCGUGCUUGUGGGGAACCACAUUAGUCACGAUACUACAUGUCUUCAAUGAAUGUAAUAUAUUGCAUUGUCCUUCAGUUUAUAGAAGCAGCCAGAGAGCAAUUAUUAUUAUUA